Molecule: messenger RNA, 1874 nt
Organism: Daldinia caldariorum
Lineage: Eukaryota; Fungi; Ascomycota; Sordariomycetes; Xylariales; Hypoxylaceae
Product: TMS membrane protein/tumor differentially expressed protein
Exons: 3
Coding region: 175-1620 (481 amino acids)
Cellular component (GO): membrane
Source: RefSeq, a predicted model, not a curated record
AUCACAGCCCCGUUCCUUAGGCCAACUUCGACUUCGACCACAACAACCUCAUCCUAUCACAAGCCUAUUCUAGUCCUAUUUUCCCUUCAACAACAAAAACCAUAUUCGAAAUAUUCCCGAAUUCUCAAGAAUAAUAAGAAACAACAAACUCGAUAUCAAACCCCGCCAUCCAGGAUGGGAGCGCUCCUAUCUAUUCCCUUCCUGGCGGUGCCCAGCGCCGGCACGCUGAUGUCCUGCUUUGCGAGCUGCUGCGGUGCUGCUACCUGCUCUAUGGUAUGCAGCGCUUGCGGGAAGUGCGGCAACAGUGUUGCUACCCGUAUCGCCUACGCCCUGCUCCUCCUAGUUAACUCCAUCCUCUCGUGGAUCAUGCUCACGCCCUGGGCUAUCGAGAAGCUACAACACCUCAUGUUAGACUACGUCAAGAUCAAUUGUCCGAACGGCCAGUGUUACGGCUGGCUGGCUGUCCAUCGCAUCAACUUCGCCCUCGGCCUCUUCCACCUUAUCUUCGCCUGCCUGCUAUUCGGCGUCGCCUCUACGAAAAACCCGCGAGCUUCCUUGCAGAACGGCUUCUGGGGCCCCAAGAUCAUCGCCUGGCUCGCCCUCAUCGUCAUGUCGUUCCUCAUCCCCGACGCCUUCUUCCAGGUCUACGGCAACUACAUCGCAUUUAUCGGCGCCAUGCUCUUCCUCAUCCUCGGCCUUAUCCUCCUCGUCGACCUCGCCCACAACUGGGCUGAGUACUGCCUCGAGCAGAUCGAGAAGACAGACUCCAAGGUCUGGAGGGGCGUGCUGAUCGGCUCGACCCUCGGCAUGUACGUCGGCUCGCUGGCCAUGACCAUCAUCCAGUACUGCUUCUUCGCCCACAGCGGCUGCUCCAUGAACCAAGCCGCCAUAACCAUCAACCUCCUGCUCUGGAUCGCCAUCUCCGUCAUCUCAGUCCACCCGACCGUCCAGGAGUACAACCCCAAGGCCGGCCUUGCGCAGGCCGCCAUGGUCGCGGUAUACUGCACGUACCUCACCAUGUCCGCCGUCUCCAUGGAGCCCGACGACAGGCAGUGCAACCCCCUGGUCCGCGCUCAGGGCACCCGCACGACAUCCGUGGUCAUCGGCGCCAUCGUCACGAUGCUGACCGUCGCGUACACCACCACGCGCGCAGCAACCCAGAGCCUCGGCCUGGGUAACAGUCGUGGCGGCAUCAAGCUCCCCGACGACGACGAGCACGACCUUGUGACGCAACAGCCGGGACGUCGGGAGAUGCGAGCCGAGGUGUUGCGGCGGGCGGUCGAGCAGGGCAGUUUGCCCGCGGACGCCCUAUUAGAAGAAGAUGAUGACGAGGACGACGAGGAGAGCAGCGGCAAGACGCCGCACGACGACGAGCGGGGCAGCACGCAGUACAACUACUCGGUGUUCCACAUCAUCUUCUUCCUGGCGACGUGCUGGGUGGCCACGCUGCUCACGGGCACAGUGCAGGGGCUCGACAACUUCCCGCAGGACAGCGACUUCGCGACCGUCGGGCGCACGUACUGGGCCAGCUGGGUCAAGAUCGUCAGCGCCUGGAUCUGCUACGGCAUGUACAUCUGGACCCUGGUCGCGCCUAUCGUCCUGCCGGAUCGGUUCGCCUGAGAAAGUACCUUACUAUAUAUAUCGGAGUUACCUUGACUUUUUUUUAUUUCUUUUGUGUGUGGGUGUGGGUGUGUGGCUGUAUCAUUUAGUUGGUUUUACUUACCUAGGUACUUAUCCUGCUGGGUUAGAAGGGUUGGAACGUUGGAAGCAUUGCUUUGCCUACCUAGGUAGGGAGGUAUGAAAGUGUAGUUUUCUAUAUUGGUAGCGAGGUUGAAUUGAAUGCUCAGUUGCAUGGGUUAUUUUACCCCUUUUAA